Molecule: messenger RNA, 9539 nt
Organism: Ctenopharyngodon idella (grass carp)
Lineage: Eukaryota; Metazoa; Chordata; Actinopteri; Cypriniformes; Xenocyprididae
Gene: cabin1
Product: calcineurin binding protein 1
Exons: 41
Coding region: 126-7184 (2352 amino acids)
Biological process (GO): chromatin organization
Cellular component (GO): nucleus
Molecular function (GO): nucleosome binding; protein binding
Source: RefSeq, a predicted model, not a curated record
CUUUCAGCUGCGCGUGCACGCACUCGUCCAAUCGGAGCGCUCGACACUGACUUCAGCGACUCUCCUCAGAGCAGAAGAUCAUGCGUGCAGCUGAUGCUGAUGAUCAGAGUGAAUAAAUCAGAAACAUGAUCCGUAUCGCUGCGCUGAAUGCGGCGUCUCAGGCUGCGGAUGAGCAUGAAGACUCCUUCAGAAGCACUAAGCCAAGUCAAACAAAGGAAGCCCAGGAAGCGGAAGCGUUUGCGCUGUAUCAUAAAGCUCUUGAUCUGCAGAAACAUGACAAGAUUGACGAGUCUGCCAAAGCCUACCAUGAGCUCCUCAAGACCCCACUGCUCAAGGAGGCAGUGGCAUCUGAAGAUGAGAAAGUAGGACUGAAGCAUCCUGGGCUGAUGUUGAAGUACUCCACCUAUAAAAACCUGGCCAGUCUUGCUGUGCUCAGAGAUGAUCUAGACACUGCCAUGGACUUCUAUGUAAAAGCUGUCAUGCUGGACUCCACAGAUGUGAAUAUGUGGUUUAAAAUGGGAAAGUUGGCCUUGAGGAAGGCCAGCAUGCCUUUGGCCCGCCAUGCCUUUGAGGUGGGCCUGCGCUGUAACCCGGAUCACUGGCCCUGCCUGGACAGUCUCAUCACAGUCCUCUACGCUCUCAGUGACUACAGCUGUUGUUUGUACUACAUCUGUAAGGCUCUGGAGAAGGACACAGGCUACAGUAAGGGGCGAGUGCUCAAAGAGAAGAUCUUUGAAGAGCAGCCCUGCCUCAGACGAGACUCUAUGAAGAUGUUCUCCAAACUUGAUGUGUCAGUGCAGUAUGUGGAUGUAGAUGAGGAUGAAGCCCACAGCAUUGUAGAGGAAGCACUGGAACUGAGGAGACAGAGACAGGCUAAACUCACACGGCACCCGGUAGCUGACCUGCAGCUGGUUCAGCCCAUCAAAUACUUCACGUGGAAGAGUGUGGGCGAGAGUUUCUUGGCCAUGUACAAACACCAGAACGCUUGCCUGGUCCCACGGCCUGACUUUGGCCGCCGAAUUGAUUUGUCAAUGUACCGUGACCCGGACUGCCUCCUGCAAAUGCCCACCAGCACUCCAGCGCCCGCUACUGUUGCUUCAGACCCUCCUCAGCCUCCCAUGAACGUCAGUGUACCUCAGGCCCCCCCUGCCCCUCCUCCUGGUCCCAGCAGCCCAAGCUCCAGUCUACCCCCAUCCACCGAGCUGCUUAUCCAGCCGCAGGCCGAGCCCAUCACUCCUGGAGGAGUACCGCAGAGCCAGAACAUCAUUGAGAUCAGCACAACCACAGUCACCACUACUGCUGCCAAUGGAGCUGAGGAUGCUGCCGUCACCAUGGUUACUACUGCUGCUCUGGACGCUGCCAUGAGUGAUAAAAUGAAAAAAGGCACCAAGAGAAAACGUGUGGUAGAGGACAACGUAGAGACGGCAAAGAGACGCUCUGCACGUGUCCGCAACACCAAAUGCAAGAAAGAAGAGAAGAUUGACUUCCAAGAGCUCCUGAUCAAAUUCCUCCCCUCUAGGCUGAAAAAGUUUGAAGAUGAUGAAGAUGAGGAGAGUCUCAGUAACAUGGACUCUCAUUGUGACGUCAAACCUGAUUCCCAGUUGAACCGAGGCUCCGGAUCCAACUCCUCUGAGUAUAUCAUCUCUAUGGAGUCAGAGCGCAAGGAUGUGCAUGCCUUCCUGCUGGCGAACAUGCAGAACGGCGGCAUCCUGGAGCUGAUGAUGCGGUUUCUGAAGGCGGUGGGGCGGAUGUUUCUGGAGGAGUGGCCAGCGGGCCUCGGUGGAGUGGUGCUGGAUCUCUUCACCUACUGGAGGAAACACAGCGCUGGGCUACCCAACCCACUGCUCAGAGAUUCCAGCAACCAGCACAUAAAGGAAAUGAUGCUGAUGAGCCUCUGCUGUCUGGAGCUGCAGUUGGAACAGAAGUCUAUGAUGAAGGGCAGGAACAUGUCUCAGAGGAAGAACAUGUCAGCUUCAGGAAGGGAUUGUGGGGACGUGGAUGGACCAGAGACCCGCUUUCAGUCGGAUAUAUUCCUCCUGACCAUGGCCUCGUCUCAGAGAGAUCUGUUUGGAGACGACUGGCUCUCUUUUGCCGUCAGAGUUCACUGGCUUAAAGCACGACACCUCGCCUUUCAGGGUGACAUGGAGGAGGCGCUGGAGUGUUACGACAUGUGUGUCGGUCUGCUUAAAUGUCAGACAAAUGAGAUGGAAAAGAUCACCAUCCUCCUGCCCAACCUCAGCAUGGACAAUGCCAUCUCUUUAGAGGAGAUUGAGAAGAAGUUGAAGUCUCUGGAGCGAUGUCAGUCUUUAGAGGAGAUCCAGAGACUGUUUGACACGGGAGACUACCAGUCUGUGGUGCGUUUACUGCAGCCCACACUGAGCUUUGGCCACGGCUCGGCGCGACUGAAGCCUCUAGAUUACAUCAGCUCUGCCCCUGAGAGACCAGCACAGCUGCUACUGCUGCAGAGUUCCCUGCUGCGACUGAAAGACUUCAGCACCUGCUUUGAGACAACUGAAGUGUCUCUCAAUGAGGCCAUGCAGCACUUAAACUCCACAUUACCCAGCAGCCCCUCUGCCAAGGAGGAGUGGGUUUCCACCAUCACGGCCCUGCUGAAGGGCAUCGAAAGCUGCAUCGCUGACAAGCCUGAGCUGCUGUGUCACAGCCCGCGCUCCACAAACCUGCCGCGCCUCGCCAACAACCUCAUACAGUUGAUAGCCAACAGCAUGGUCUUACCUGAUGACCCCAAAGAGGCUCAUUUCUCAUCACUGUUGCCAUGGAUUCUGCUGUACCACCUCAUCAAACAGGAGGAGGCAGCGUUUGACUGCAUGCUGCGGCAGCACAUCACAGACGAGGAUGACGAUGAGGAUGACACUCCACUGCUGCCCUCCUCCCUCAUGCUUCUGAACACAGCACAUGAAUGCCUGGGCCGUCGGUCCUGGUGCUGCAACUCUGAUGGCACUCUGCUCAAAUUUUUUGUGCGUGUACUGCGGGAGAAGCUCUCAGGACAGGAGAAUCUGCCAUAUAAAGAGGAUCUGGAGACGGCACUGGAGCAGUGUUUCUUCUGCCUGUACGCUUACCCCAGCAAGAAGAGCAAAGCCCGAUACCUGGAGGAGCAUUCUGCCCCACAGGUGGAGCUUCAUUGGAGUGAUGCCAUCUUUAUGUUUGAGUACUUUAAGCCCAAAACCUUGCCAGAGUUCGACAGCUAUAAGACCAGCACCGUCUCUGCUGACCUUGCCAACCUGCUUAAAAGGCUUUCUGGAAUAAUCCCACACAAUGAUGGCCCCACACUCUCUGUAGACGAUGUCUCUGCCUAUAUUGAGGGAGGUGCUGUCAAGGUGCCAGCACUUCCAGAAGGAGCUUCCCCGGCACCCCCUGUGGUUAACGAGCUGUACUACCUGCUGGCGGACUACCACUUCAAAAACAAAGAGCAGUCUAAAGCCAUCAAGUUCUACAUGCACGACAUCUGCAUGUGUCCCAACAGGUUUGACUCAUGGGCAGGCAUGGCUCUGGCACGCGCCAGUCGUAUCCAGGACAAGUUGAACUCUAAUGAGCUCAGGAGUGACGGACCCAUCUGGAAAAACUCUCUGGCUGUGCUGACCUGUUUCAAGCGGGCUCUGGAGAUAGACGGCUCCAACCUCUCCCUAUGGAUCGAGUAUGGAACCAUGUCCUAUGCCUUGCACUCCUUUGCUUCCAGACAGCUCAAACAGUGGAAACGCGAACUUCCCCUGGACUUGAUCAAACAGAUGGAAGAGCGCAGAGACUCGAUGUUGGAGACGGCGUCGCAGUGCUUUCAGAGCGCCUCUCGCUGUGACGGCGAUGAGGAGGAGUGGCUCAUUCACUACAUGCUGGGAAAGAUUGCAGAGAAGCGCAAAUUGCCACCCAAAGACUACCUGCAGCUGUUCAAAAAGGUGUGCUGUCAAUCUAUUGACUGCAAAUUCACCUUCAGGUCUGGCUCCUUUCUGUCUGCACACUACCUGCACGAGGAGGCAGCCCGAUACCCGCGCAAAAUCCACUACCACAACCCGCCUGACCUCGCCAUGGAGGCCUUAGAGCUGUUUUUCCGCCUGAGCGCCACAAUUCUGAAGUUGCUGGAAAAUGAGGAAGAUGAUGGUGAACAGUCUGAGCAGCAGAUGAAGCUCCUGGAUUACGAUCUGUUCUUCAGCAUGCUCGCCGAAGCUGCCGUCGGACCCUUUGCACGUGGAGAGGAGAAGACCACACCCAAAACCAGCAGCGACAAGGAAAAGCUUCCAUCCAUUAACGAUGAAGACUCACGCUCUUCGGUUGGCGUGAGUACCUGUCCGGCAGCAUUGACCACCUCAUCUGUCACAUCUGUGGUGGCUGCAGCAACUUCUUUGCCUGGCGACGGUGCGGCAGGUGCGAGUUCUCCCACGUACGCGGUCACUCCGGUCGACCACGAUUACGUCAAACGUAAAAGCGUGCAGCAGAGGCACAGGCGGGGGCAGGAGCUCCAGCAGCAGCAGCCGCAGCAGCAGCAGGACGCUGACUUCUCACAUGACCAUGACUACUGCGUGUGUCUCUCUGCUUUGCGGCCAGGAUCUGCGUAUGAGCAAAGUCAGGACAGUGUUGCUGGCAUGUCGGACUCCAGCUCCUUGCAGGAUGUCUUCAUGGACCCCACCAGCUCACAGGACAGCAGCCACAAGGUCGAUACUGGCAAGUGUAGUAUUUUUCCGGAAGAAUCAAAUGCCAUUGAAAAAGAGAAACGGGCCACAGUAGAGGACAAUCUAGGCACCUUGGAGGACAAGAACAUGGACAUCAGCUCUGCCACACUGUCUCAAGAAUCUUCUGUCACACAAGAGUCUUCAGACACCACCUUAUCCAUCACCUCCCCUGAGGCCUCCAUCCCGAAAACUCCUACCACAGACACCCCGACCCAGGCUCCAUCUCUGCCGCCGCACACGGCCCAACCUCACAAACCCCACUCCCAGACGGGCUCCUCCAGCGAGGGGAAGCGCAGACCAGAGCCGCCGCCUCCCCUGGAAGUGAUAGAGUUGCCCAAGUGUCUGCCGACGGGACGGGGAGAACAGAGGAAAACACUAGUGGACGUGUGUGUGAGGUCUCUCUUCCUGUGUCUGAGUCGCUUCCCACAGCAUUACAAGAGUCUGUACCGUCUGGCCCACCUGUACGCCUACAGCAAGACACACAAGAACCUGCAAUGGGCACGAGAUGUGUUGCUAGGGAGCAGUGUCCCAUGGCAACAGCUGAAGCACAUGCCGGCACAAGGACUUUUCUGCGAGAGGAAUAAGACCAAUCUGUUCAACUUGCUGUACAAGAAAAACAAACAAUCCUGUCCAGUUUUCUUUGGAUUCCUGAACAGUUCAUUCAUCAUCACACCUGGCAUCUGGCGUAUUCCAGUAGAUGAGAUCGAUCGUCCGGGUAGUUUUGCAUCUCAUAUGAACAGAUCCAUCGUGCUGUUGCUGGAUGUUCUGUCUCAACUGAAAGAUCACCACACGUUACUCAAAAUCUCCCUCAUGCUUCAGAGAACCCCCGACCAGGGAAAGAAGUACUUACGAGAUGUGGACCGACAACUUUUGGCCAAGCGAGCGUUUUUCUUCACUGUAAAAGUGCUGGAAGACAAUCUGGAUAAACUCACAGGGGUAAGUGAUCCCCCUAAACCGUCUACCGCCUCUAUGGGUGAAAUGACCACAGUGGAUGCGUCCAAUCGGCCUCCAGUUGCAGAGGACACCAAAUGCUCCCACACUAGCCAGCCUAAAGCAGGACUCCCCGAUACCCCUACGGUCACAGGAAGUGAGACUGGACCUCCUGGCAUGCCUCAACAACAUUCUGCCACACUUCAGCUCUCCCUGGAGCCUUUGACUCAGGUGACAGCGGUCACCGUUCACCCCAGAGAAGGAACUUCAGGACUUGGAGAGCCUAUGGAGCUUGGCUCGGGAUCAUGGCCCAGUGCCUCAAAAUUCAGAGACCCUCAAACGCCGGUUGACACUGGCCCACAAGAGCAGGUUAAAUCAGUAACGGAGGAGGCCGAUAAGGUCCCAGAGAGCAGUCGGGCGACGGAGCUGUCGCUGGAGGAGUUGAGCAUUAGCUCUAAACAGCAGCAGCUACAGAAUCAGGUGAACGCAGCUAAAGGAGCGCUAACUAUGGCCACAACACCAACGUCAAGCACACCUUUACCUAGCAGCCCUGAGCUGGCGCUACCGCAGAGACCCAACAGGAAGAGGAAACUGCUGGAUGACGUGGAGUCAGGCAAGACGCUGCUUCUGGAUGCGUACAGGGUGUGGCAGCAAGGUCAGAAGGGCAUGACCUACGACUUGCAGCGCAUCGAGAAGAUCAUGUCGGAGACCUACAUGCUGAUUAAACAGGUGGAUGAGGAUGUAGCGCUGGAUCAAGCUGUGAAGUUCUGCCAGAUUCAAAUGGCGACGUCGGCACAAAGACAGAACUCCAGUGAUGCGCCCACCACUCCCAAGUUUAGUAAAGACCAGCGAGACAUCUUCUUCCCAGCAUCAUUCUCCACGCCGUGCCUCCACACGCACACAUACUCAGCAUCAACGCAGGACGGGGAGGCCAAGCUGAGCAAGACCCCUCGGCCACUUCUCAUACAGCCACAGACACACAGCACUCCAACACAGAUCUACUGCCCGCCCUCCAGCCAACCCGACCAAUCGCAGCAGCGGAAGACGCCCAGCCAACCAAUAGCAAGCAUGGCCUUCUUGCCCCACACAGAGGACCGAGAGGAGGCCGCCUCUGAGGGUCUGCUGUACCGCCAGCACGAGUCGCACCUGUGUCAGCAGAUGAAGAUGGCCAGCGUCUCUCAGAUUCACAGCACACAGGAGUGGGCCGGUCAUGAGCCGCCGUCCUGCUCCACACACACCAGCACAGAAAGUGACCAGUCGAAGCAGGGUGAUGCCAGUCGCAUCCGGUCCAGGAUUCCACCCAACAUGCCCAAACUGGUGAUUCCCUCCACAGUCACUAAAUUCCCCCCAGAGAUCACAGUCACGCCCCCCACGCCCACCCUGCUCUCGCCGAAAGGUAGCAUCUCUGAGGAGACCAAACAGAAACUCAAGAAUGUGAUCCUGUCCUCUCAGUCGGCAGCUAACGUGAAGAAAGACACUCUCGCUCAGCCUGCUUUAGAGGUGCAAGAGACGUCGAGUCAGGAAUCCUCCCUGGAGAGCGAGUCCGAUGAGGAAGAUGACUACAUGGACAUUUGAUCCGUACAGCUUUGACCCGCACAGCUUUGACCCGCACUGCUGCAGAACUCGAGCUGAACUUUGAAGUGAAAUCUCCUUUUUUUUUAAUUGUGUAGCUGCAGCUAAUCGUUGACGGUUUCGUCUGCGUCCGUUUUUCUAUAGCGCGUGUUCUCCGCUGUAUGCACGUUUUUCAGCGAAAGGGCUUUUUCCUACCCUUGGCACUUGUGUCCUGUUGUUUUUGCUCCUCUGCUGCUAAGCAUGGACUGGGUUUUUCUGUUGUUUUUUCGUUGUGUACAAUCUUGCAAAGUGCCAUUUUUACUCCAGCAGUUACAAAAACCACGCUCACAGCUAACCGCAACCACCACCACGCUGGAUUCAUGGAAAAUCAGUAAAAAAUGUUCUACUUAAGGAUGGAUUGUGUAAUACUGGCAGUUUGUGUAAUGCAGUUUACUCUCUCAGAGUUUCUUGGGCAUUAAAUCCAUCACGACGUUGUUUACAGAUUUAACAGGAAGUACGUUUUGCUUGAUGUUUGCUCAGCUUAGCAGUGUAAAAUAAACAUGAUUCAUAUCACUACCAAGUUUUGGUGGCAUUGCUACCAAAACAUGGAAGAUCCCCUUGGGAUGUCAGCAUGCAAAAGUGAGAGUUUUUCCAGCCAUGUGGACACGCAUCUCUGUUUUUCUGCAUAUGUGUUUGUGCGUCUGCUAUUCCUUGUUUUUCAGAGCUGCCUGCACAUAUAGUGCGCACGGAGCAUCUCCGUUUGUCCGGUCGUCCGUGCUUCAGCUUUUUAAAGGAGAGUUCUACCAGUUCCUUCACAGCACCUCAAGAGUUCAAUUUAUAUAUUUAAUUAUUAUAGAUUACUGUAUUGGUAAUCUGUUGGUUGUAAAAAAUAUCAAGUAUAUUUUAAGACACCAAAAAUUCCAUUGCUGUUGUAUUAUAGUUAGUAUCUCACAUUUUUGACCUGAUUUCAUAGUUUUAUUACAUUUCCAUUUGAGGAUUGUAAACAACAGCAUGCCACCAGCACUGAGAAGAUGUGACGAUUAUUCAUAUCACGGUUCAAAUAUGAAUGUGAUCUAACUAGCUACAGAAGAAUAGAAUUACUUUUUUAUUUUUAUUUUUUUCAAGGAUUAUGCCGAAAAGUCUGGCAUCACAGCCAUUGUUUUUUCUUAAUGAGAUGAAAAUGCCUAAAAAUGGUGCUGAUCCCUUAUUUUUGGCUUUUCUUUGAAUGGUUAAAUGGAAAGUUCACACAAAAAGGACAGUCGUUUUCAUUUACCUCUCACCUGUAUGACUUUCUUUCUUCCGUGGAACACAAAAGGAGGAAUUUAGCAGAAUGUUCACGCUGCUCUUUUCCAUACAAUGAAAGUGAAUGGAGACAGAAUUACAAAAAGCACCUUAAAAAACAGUCCAUAUGACCAUAUUUUCACAUGGACUAUUUUUCAAGUAAUUGAAGUUCUACAGUUCUCAACUCUCACUGAUGUCUAAUAUGGUACGUCACACCAGGUUUUCAGUGAAUGAUUUUUCUGUUCCUCACACAAGACUAUCAGAUGGCUAUAGAAGACUUGAAAUCUAGUGCACAAGCCAUAUGGACUAUUUUAUGGUACGUUUUUUGUCAUUUUUGGAGCCUUUGACCAACAUUAACUUACACUGUAUGGUAAAGAACAGCGUGAACAUCCUGCCAAACAUCAUCUUUAGUCUUCUUUACGAGUUUAUAAUGACAUGAUGGUGAGAAAAUGAAGUACUUUUUGGGUGAACUGUCCCUUUAAUCAAGGAAAAGUGCCCUAAUGUUAGUUUUAUUUAGGUUCUCGACCUGUGGGAUUUAGUUUCAGAUUGAAGUAGCACUGCUUUAUCUCGGAGCAUUAAGAGCAUGUCAUUGUUUUCUCGUGCCGUGUCUGUAUGUAGACGGCGAUCAUGGCUGGCGCUGGUAGUGUUUCCAACCAGAUCUGUUUUUGGAAGUUUUUCCAGUUCUGAUAUAAAGUAAUUUAGACAGAGGAAUGUUUUUUACCGAACGUUUUCUACUUGUAGAUGGAUAAAUAGCUACCAGUAUUUUUUCGAGUGCAGAAUUUUUUCAAGACUUUGAAGGACUUUGAAAUGUUUCGAUGCAAUGAGCAUGUGUGACCAAACUACCUGUAAACAGAUGUUUCUAUUUUUUCCUCUUUGUAAAAUAAUAUUUUGUUUGUUGUUGUCUUUUGAAUGCUGUCUCUAUGCUUGUGUUAAGAAUGUAAGACGAGGUGGGUAAAUCCUCUGCUCUCUAGAGAUGGGAGCUUUUCUGUGGGGUAUUAUACUGUCCUCAGGCUUUUUUUCUGAGAAGACUGAUAUUUCUGACUUGCUGCAUUGAUGAUAUCACAAAACCAAAAAUACACUUACAACAUUUUUACCUGA